UGUCCCCGCCUUCCUGCCUUGGCCCGCGGCAGUCGGGGCUGCGCUGGGGGUCGCGGUGGGUAACUGGGGGCGCCCGGCUGGCGGGGAAGGAGGCGGCCGGGAGCGGAGAGUCCAAGAUGCAGAGCAGCUCGAGGAGAAUGGGCGUGAUGACGGAUGUCCACCGGCGCUUCCUGCAGCUGCUGAUGACGCACGGCGUGAUGGAGGAGCGGGAGGUGGCGCACCUGCAGAAGCACUGCUACAAGGUCCACGACAGCAGUGCUACUGCGGACAAGCUGGAGGACUUCAUCAACAACAUCAACAGCGUCCUGGAGUCCCUGUACAUCGAGAUCAAGAAGGGCAUCACAGAGGACGACGGCCGACCCAUCUAUGCGCUGGUGAACCUUGCAACAACUCCAGUUUCCAAGAUGGCCUCGGAUUAUGCGGAGAACGAGCUGGAUCUGUUUAGAAAGGCUCUGGAACUGAUCAUUGAUUCCGAAUCCGGCUUUGCGUCCUCCACAAACAUCCUGAACCUGGUCGACCAGCUAAAAGGCAAGAGGAUGAGGAAGAAGGAGGCGGAGCAGGUGCUGCAGAAGUUCGUUCAGAACAAGUGGCUGAUCGAGAAGGAAGGGGAGUUCACGCUGCACGGCCGGGCCAUCCUGGAGAUGGAGCAGUACAUCCGGGGCAUGUACCCCGACUCCGUGAAGACCUGCAACAUCUGCCACGGCCUCCUCAUUCAGGGGCAGAGCUGCGAGACCUGUGGCAUCAGGAUGCACCUGCCCUGCGUAGCCAAGUACUUCCAGGCCAACCCGGAGCCACACUGCCCGCACUGCAAUGACUACUGGCCCCACGAGAUCCCAGAAGUCUUCGACCCUGAGAAAGAGGGGGAGCCCACCAUCUCCAGGCCACACAGGAAGUCCCUGCGCUCGCGGCAGCACUAGGGUGGCCGUGCUGGAUGCCCGCUGUAGGUGGACACUAGACCCUCUGGAUUAAAGUCUCAGUUGCA
Erinaceus europaeus (western European hedgehog) is the source of this 982-nucleotide messenger RNA. It is a transcript of the gene NSMCE1, whose product is annotated as NSE1 homolog, SMC5-SMC6 complex component. The transcript has 8 exons. The record is from RefSeq and is a predicted model, not a curated record. Gene Ontology annotation, molecular function: ubiquitin-protein transferase activity. Gene Ontology annotation, cellular component: Smc5-Smc6 complex; nucleus. NCBI's taxonomy places the organism in Eukaryota, Metazoa, Chordata, Mammalia, Eulipotyphla, Erinaceidae. Gene Ontology annotation, biological process: DNA damage tolerance; double-strand break repair via homologous recombination. Bases 117 to 917 code for a protein of 266 amino acids.